Molecule: messenger RNA, 1349 nt
Organism: Sinocyclocheilus grahami
Lineage: Eukaryota; Metazoa; Chordata; Actinopteri; Cypriniformes; Cyprinidae
Product: glucose-fructose oxidoreductase domain-containing protein 2-like
Exons: 6
Coding region: 1-1131 (376 amino acids)
Molecular function (GO): nucleotide binding
Source: RefSeq, a predicted model, not a curated record
AUGGAGAAAGUUGUACUGAUUCAGGGAAAACCCAUGGCACUUAUCCUCAUAGACUUAAGUGCUGCAUUUGACUUAGUCAACCACAAGAUUCUUCUGUCACGCCUGGAGUCUUGUGGCUUUGUGUUUCUACUGACAUUCCUCUUGGUUGGGGUGUUCCGCAAGUUGAACAUUCCCUUUUCCACCAACAAGACAGAUGACGUGCUGUUACAUCCAGAAGUCCAUCUUGUCUGCAUAUUGACACCACCUCCACACACACGCCAGAUUGCGGUAAAAGCUCUAGGUAUAGGUAAAAAUGUGAUCAGUGAGCAGGCAGCUACACUGACAGAUGCCUGUAAGAUGGUGACAGCGGCAAGAUAUUAUCCACAGCUUAUGAGUAUCAUGGGAAAUUCCUUGCGCUUCUUGCCCGCAUUUGUCCAGAUGAAACGCCUGCUGGGAGAGGGUUAUUGUGGAAACUUGCAGGUAUGUGAAGCACGUGUUUAUGGAGGCUCGCUGCUCAGCCAAUCAUAUGGAUGGGCAUGGGAGGAGCUGAUGGGGGGAGGUGGCCUGCAUACAGUUGGCUCCUGCAUCAUUGACCUCCUGAGCCACCUCACGGGACGUCGGGCUGUGCGAGUGCAUGGAAUGCUCCGGACGUUCGUAUGUCAGAGUGGCCCGGCCGGAGGGAUUCGAUCUGUAACCGCAGAUGACUACGCUUGCUUUCAGCUGCUGAUGAGUGGAGGCGUGGUCUGCAGUGUGACAUUAAACUUCAAUCUACCUGGCACAGAUGUGCAUGAGAUCAUGCUUGUGGGGUCAUCAGGACGACUUGUUGCUCGAGGAACAGAGCUGUACGGCCAACGGGCCAGCAUGCAAGUAGAGGAGCUUCUUUUGAGCGAUGGUGGAGAAGCUGUUGGGCCAUCUGUCAGGGGACUGAACGGCAUGGUGACCCAGCUCAGACUCUCGUUUCAGGCACAAGAGGACAGGCGCUCUUGGGUGCGGCAUCCUGUUUCCAUGGCAGCCUCCUUCGAGGAUGGGCUGUAUGUACAGACGGUUGUAGAUGCUAUCAAACGGUCAAAUCGCACUGGAGAGUGGGAGUCAGUGGAGGUCAAGAUUCAGGAUGUUGACCCAAACCACAACCACAGAACCCUGCCAAACUAACACUACACACACACUGUUACAUUCUACAUAUGCUAUCUCAAGACUGAGCCUAUUAACAUCAUUCACUUUCUUUUACAAUAAAACAACCAUGCUUUAAUUUGAAACGUAUAGAUCCCGGAGGUCCUCUCAACUGCAUAUUUUGCAUCUCUCCUUUGUCUGACCAUUUCAGGUCUUGGAGUCUGUACUAAUGAGCUGAAGAUCUGAAUCAGGUGUGUUUG